Lytechinus variegatus (green sea urchin) is the source of this 2363-nucleotide messenger RNA. Its product is annotated as cytochrome P450 3A6-like. The record is from RefSeq and is a predicted model, not a curated record. Gene Ontology annotation, molecular function: iron ion binding; steroid hydroxylase activity; heme binding. Bases 622 to 2229 code for a protein of 535 amino acids. The transcript is spliced from 13 exons. Lineage: Eukaryota; Metazoa; Echinodermata; Echinoidea; Temnopleuroida; Toxopneustidae.
AUUUACAUUGUAUGUAAUCAUCAGGACAGUGAUCAUGGUUUUGGUAAAGCUUGCGUUAAGUUAUUUUUUUGUUUGGCAAUUGGUGUAAGUUCUUUGCCAUCAACUGAUGUUACCAACCUGAAAAUAAUAAAGAGAAUGAGACAAUUUAAGUGUUUGAGUGGAGCUGAUUUCAUUAUAUGAUGCCUACUCACAGCAGUCAAAAACAGCAUUUGUUAUCCGUUUUUCCCCCCUUCUUUUAUUAGGUUUAUGCGAACACGGUAUGAUGUACUUUGCCCCGGCAGGUUCAUCGUUUGUAAACUUAUUGAAAUAUGAAUAUUAAUAUAGACAGACAUCAAACACCAGUCGCCGUAUUUACUCUGGGCACUCGGGCGUUUCGAAUAAAUACUCACCACACACUAUACAUUCAAGUGACGUCAUAUAGGCCACACCAACACAGCUUUUGAGUUAUGAAAUUUACAAUAAGUUAUCUCUGCACGCAAUUUUGUCAGAUGUUAUUCUUUCGCUCUGAUCACGGACUAUACCUGCGGUACCGACCGGUUACUCUCUAAACCGUUCGUGCUAAUAAGUCCUUGUUAUGAGGCAAACUCUAGCUGCAAUUUAAGUCUUCGAGGAGUUUGCAGGAUGGAUAUCUUAGCCAAUGAAUCAUCUGGACCUUGCCUGACAUGGUGGUUGGUUUUAGCUGUAGUGACGUUGCUGAUAUUAUAUCUGACAUGGACUUACACGUACUUUCUCCGCAGAGGUGUAAAGGGUCCUCUACCCCUCCCUGUCUUCGGCAAUGUCCUUGGGUGGAGAGAGGGUAUACAGUACGCGAUGGACGACUAUCUCAAGAAAUAUGGAAACUGCUGCGGAUUUUACCAGUUCUUAUCACCGGUUACACUUGUGUCUGAUCCCGAUAUGAUCAAACAAAUAAUGGUGAAGCACUUUGAUCGGUUUCACAACAGAAUGUUUAUUCCUAUAGAUAGUCCAUUAUUGAGUAAAGCCUUGUUCAUCAGCCGUGAUGAACAGUGGAAGAAGCUACGGCAUACUCUUACUCCGGCAUUCAGCGGUAAAAAAAUGAAACUGAUGUCGGAGAUGGUCAAAGAACCGGCAAGCAGACUUGUUAAAAAUUUGAUGGAAGUGUGCGGUGAAGAAAAGCAAGGCACGGCCGAUUUGAAGGAAUUGUUCGGUGCAUAUAUCAUGGAUACGAUAGCAUUAUGUGCGUUUGGAUUAAACGUUGAUUCACAGAAAAACAAAGACGACCCCUUUGUCCGGAAUGCCAAAAGGGUUUUCUCUAGUAUUGACUUUACAUCACCGGCUUUGAUUAUCUACAUGCUUGUAGGUUGGAUCCCAGGAGUACCGGGACUCCUAAGUCUUUUGGGACUGAACGUGUUCCCUGCUGACACCUUAGAAUUCUUCAAAUCGAUAAUAGAUGGAGCUAUAGAACACAGGAGGACAGACAAAUCCACAAAGAACAUUGACUUUCUACAGCUCGUGUUAGAUUCUACCAAAGACAACGAAGGCGAGAACGACGGUGACGACGACAGCCCUCCUACCAACCACACCAACGGAAUGUCCUCAUCAUCAUCCGGCAAUACGGACACAAGGAGAAAAAGACAACCGUUAACACGCUUAGAACUUACAAGCCAGGCUGUAGCCUUCUUCGUAGCUGGGUAUGAAACGACUACAACUGCAUUGUCCCUCACGGCCUACCUCCUCGCCACCAAUCUAGAUCAGCAAGAUCGGCUCAUUGAGGAGAUCGACAGACUGGCGCCCACGGCAGAGGACAUCAACUACGAGAGUCUCAAGAAAUUAGUCUCUGUCGAGAAUUUCAUCAGCGAGUCACUUCGGUUAUACCCACCCGGUGCCGUAAUUGAUAGAGUCUGUAACCAAACCACCACGAUAAACGGUCACGAGUUUCGAGCAGGGGACUCCGUCAGCAUCCCGAUAUGGAGUGUGCAGAGGGAUCCAAAUCACUGGCCUAACCCAGAAAAGUUUGAUCCAGACAGAUUCAAUAAGGAGAACGCAGCCGGUCGAGCUCCCUUGGCUUGGCUUCCAUUCGGUGGUGGCCCUCGCUUCUGUAUCGGGCUCAGGUUUGCUAUGAUGGAAAUCAGAACGGCACUGGUGAUGCUACUUCAGCAGUUCAGACUGGAAGUAGCCCCAGAAACCGAGAUUCCGCCUGUUCUCGGGAAGGCAGGAUUCAUCAAUCCUCCUAAUGGCGUCACUCUCCGGGUCGUGGAAAGAUCUAAAUAACCAAACCUACUCAUCUUCUUUUGAUCCACUAAGGAUGUUAACAAAUGCACCUCUGAACGCACUUUAGUGUGCUUCUUCAUUUCAGCAUUCCAAUCUGCCUCACAUGAAAAAUAAAUACGAAAUUUGGUUUGAAC